AUGCGGUUUCAGAACGGAGGAACGUCCCAUCCCGACGGCCGCUCCGCACUCGGGACCUCCAGCACCGAAGGGGCCGUCAGCGCAGCCCCGCGGAGACCUGGCCACGGCCGGGGCUGGGAGCGGCCCGGCUCCUUCGCCCUCUUCCUGCUGCAGGAGGCUCGGGAGAGCAUCGAGGCGGCGCGGAGCUACCGGCGGGAGCUGCAGCAGCGGCUGCGGGGACUGCACCAGGCGCGGCAACAGAUCAGAGAAAGUGCAACAUUGACCAGAGAUGUACUUGAGCAACAUUUUAAUGAUUUAAAAGGGACCCUAAAGAAGCUGCUGGAUGAGCGACUGAUGUCACUGCUGCAGGAAGUGGAUGCUAUAGAACAAGAGAGCAUCAAACCGCUGGACGAAUGCCAGAAGCUAAUAGAGCACGGAGUCAGCACAGCUGAUGAUCUGCUCCAGGAAGGAGAGAGUGCAAUCUGUGGAGAUGUGGAACAACAUAAUGAAAAACUUUGCAGCUUUACCAAAAAAGCUUUGCAUAUUCAGCUAGAUAGCUUACCAGAAGUGCCCUCCUUGGUCGAUGUGCCUUGUUUAUCUGCCCAGUUGGAUGACUGUCUUCUUACCAUACUGAGAAAUCAAAUAUUCAGACAUGGGACCGUAGCCUCUCGCCCACCUGUACAAUUAGAGGAAUUUGUUGAGAAGCCCGGAGCUAUUUUAGUCCGAUGGUGUAAGGUGGAUGAUGACUUUGUACCGCAAGAUUACAGAUUGCAGUAUCGUAAGAGCACUGCCAGUCACUUUGAAGAUGUGUAUGUCGGCUCAGAGACAGAGUUCAUAGUGCUGCACAUUGAUCCUAACGUUGAUUACCAGUUCAGAGUCUGUGCCCGAGGAGACGGACGGCAGGAGUGGAGCCCAUGGAGCGUUCCUCAGAUCGGCCGCACCACGCUGGUUCCUCACGAAUGGACAGCUGGAUUGGAGGGGUACAGCUUGAGCAGCCGAAGAAACAUAGCACUUCGCAAUGAUUCUCAGUCGUGUGGUGUGCUCUACUCCAAAGCUCCUACUUAUUUCUGUGGGCAAACGUUAACGUUCAGAAUUGAAACUGUGGGACAGCCAGACAGACGGGACAGCCUGGGAGUGUGCGUGGAGCAGCAGAACGGCUACGACUCUCUGCAGCGAGAUAAAGCUGUGUGCAUUAGCACAAAUGGGGCAGUAUUUGUAAACGGAAAAGAGAUGACAAACCAACUGCCUGCCGUUACUUCGGGAUCGACUGUGACGUUUGACAUGGAAGUUGUGCAGUUAGGGCCUCCCAGCAGCGAGGGGGGGAGCUUCAAGCUGAGAGUGACCAUCAGCUCUAACAACAGGGAAGUGGUGUUCGACUGGGUGCUGGAUCAGUGCUGCGUCUCCCUGUAUUUUGGGUGUUCCUUUUCGUACCCAGGCUGGAAAGUGCUGGUGUUUUAACAGCUCAGCAGAGUGAAGAUUCUCGCUGUAAUGGGCGCUGUUACGACCUGGGCUUCCAGCUGUUUCAUAACAAUCUUUCUUCUACUUGAACUCCACUGUAUUGUACUUCUGCUGGAUUCAUUUCAAAAAAUAAUUGUGAAACAGUGGAUUUGUUACUCUGGAAAAGGUUGAAUAGGCAGUUACAUAGACAAUUUAAAGCAAGUCUGUAAGAUGUUUUUUUUUUUUUUUCUCCAGACUUGAUUUUUUUUAUCAGUAUUUCAUUGUACUCGAGGCUCAGGGUACGCCUGUUGUAUGAAAUUAACUUUGCUUAAUGCUGCUGUUCUGUGAAAUAAGCCUGUAAACUUUUAGGGAAUUGGAGGUAAUGGACCAAAGUUGUAUUUAUACCACUCAUGAAAAGAGCAAAGUACUUAGAGCAGCGAUGCCCUGCUAUGCUUCCUUGUAUGCAAUGCUGCCUUAGUAAGAAGAACAGGCAGUGGAUCCUGCGUGCCACAGCAGUUCCUUCUAUGCACGGUACUGUUCAUUCCUCCACAACAUUCAUCCAUUCCGGGUGUCUGAGCCGCAGUGUUUGUUCAGAUGUGGAGCUAGUCUGUUCAACGUCUCACUCACGUGCCUUAUUUCCAGGUAUUACUGAAUUGUCUUCUAUAUUGUUGCUUGGAAUAUAUUUUCUAGAGUUGUUCCACAGUGAUGCUUCCAUCCCCAGCUUAAUGCUGACCCUUGUCCUGACCUACCCCGAUACCUGCAGCAGGACAGUUACCUGAUCUGGUCUGAAUGUCUUUCCCAGUUAUACUUUGUAGCCUAAUCUGAGCAAAUCAUGGGGAUUCAGUGCUUAGGUAUGACACAUAGAUGGUGGGAAGCCAUGAUUCUUCACAGAGCCCUGCAGAGGGCAGAGGCACCUUCCUUUCUAUUGUCCCCUCAACAGAGACGGUGAGUGGCUGUUCCCCUCACGUGUGGGAUUCCUAGAAAUGCCCAGUGCUGACCUGCACCCGUGUGCUCCGCUGCAGCAGCGCAGGCCUCGCUGCAGGGCAGGCAGCCCCACAGGGCAGCGUGCGGCCCAGGCUGAGGGGACGGGGCUGAGCUGUGGGUGCGGGCUGCGGGCAGAGCCCCCGGCACAGACUGAACCUGGGGCGGGCAGAGUGGAGCAGAUGGUGCCAAUUCAGCUCUUUCCCCCUGACGGAGAUAAGGGAUUAAUUUAAAAUUUACAUAAAGUUACCAGUAUUUCCCAUAAGUAUCAAGAUUUAUAAUGAUGAGCUUGUCAAACAGAGAUUAUUCUUUGGACAAAAGAUGGAAUUGUGAUACUACUGGAUUUAAGGAGUAUUUUCAAGUAUUGUUCAUUGAGGACCUUAAAACAGGCUUUCUUAGCUCAACCAUGUGAAAUUAGUAAUAUAUUUUUAAUAACACCUAGACAAUCAUUCUGCUCUUCAGUUUUAACAUGCUACAUUAUCCCUUUAUGCUAGCAUAAACAAGUUGGAUUGGUGUCCCCCGUAUUUACACCGUCAGUACAAAAGCAUCAGUCGUCAUUCAUUUUUCUGCAGACAUCUGUCAUGGGGAACUGCAGAAAAGGAAAAUGGAGCUGGUAGCUUGAUUUAGAAGAAAAAAAUGUGAGUAGAUUCAGACAGAUUGAAAGAACUUUUAUGUAUAUAUAUAUAUAUCAGGAUUGGCUUUUACUAUUAAACAUGGAAUAGUGGACACUUGCAGGUAAGACUAAUCAGUGCAAGCAAGGAAAAGCCUGUGGUAUUCUCAAUUUCUUAAGCAAAACUAUCUCAGUGUUAGGGAGUAGAAAGAUGCUUGCAUCUGCUGUACGUGCAGUAUUCCUUUUAGCUGUUAUGUGAAGAGUAUCACCAGCAGCGUGCUGCAUCCCGUCUGCCAUCUUCAAUACUGUUCUGCUGCUGUAGCCACAAAAGUUGAGAUGUUGCAGCUGACUCAGCACUGCUCACAGAGCAGCCCUGCUGGCAGUCACCUUCAGUCUUGCUCCACUUGGAUGCGUUGGUAGUUUUACCCGUAAGACUUCAGGGGUCAGGUACUAGCUCUACGUCAGUACUUUCAGUGUUUGAAAACGCAAACAGCAAAUACCUACGCUUGUGAGGAACCAGCAGCUCAGGGACCUUCUCACCUGCUUCUGGAGGGUCUAGUCAGACUUGAUGCUGCAGGGUAUUCACCAGCAUUUUAGAACAUGAAGCUUGAGUUCAGGUACUUCCAGAGACAGUAAUGCUUUGUUCAUUUAGAAUAUAAUUAGCAAGCAGCUUAAGAUAACUGUGAAGGGCUAUCCCAGGAUGGGCUAUGCCAGGACACCCCUGCUGCUCCCCUUGAGCUGAGGAUGGGAAGACUGAAUAUUUUUUCUGACCUCAGUUUUUAGCUCAUUUUGACCGGGGCAGCUUGUCAGCUGUGAAUUUGUAACUGAGAAUGACGAGCUGCCCAAAUGACGAUUAGGUACGGCUCAGCCACCUCCUGACAGCUGUACACUUACACCUGGGAGGGGAAGAAUCCCAGGACAAGGGAGCUGAGUAAUAAAAUAACAAGGUAUCCCAAGAACCAGAAGCGGUUUGGAUUAAACAGGCUGAAGUUCUGUUCUUCCACAGCAGAGUUGAGCUAGAUGGAAGACUUGGCCCUUCCUUUACAGCUUUUCCACCUCUAGCUAUUGGAGCCUUGCAAGCAAGAGUGUUAACUGCUUGGGAAAUCCUGGAAGCGUUUUCUGAAGCUCGUAUGUUCACUUACCUCAACUAAGAUGUUUGUGUCAAGUGAAAUUUGAAUUUUUUUAAAUAAAGUUUUAUCCCACAA
Molecule: messenger RNA, 4212 nt
Organism: Numida meleagris (helmeted guineafowl)
Lineage: Eukaryota; Metazoa; Chordata; Aves; Galliformes; Numididae
Gene: CRLF3
Product: cytokine receptor like factor 3
Exons: 9
Coding region: 1-1437 (478 amino acids)
Molecular function (GO): protein binding
Source: RefSeq, a predicted model, not a curated record